Molecule: messenger RNA, 3643 nt
Organism: Uloborus diversus
Lineage: Eukaryota; Metazoa; Arthropoda; Arachnida; Araneae; Uloboridae
Product: dolichyl-diphosphooligosaccharide--protein glycosyltransferase subunit STT3A
Exons: 15
Coding region: 135-2264 (709 amino acids)
Biological process (GO): post-translational protein modification
Cellular component (GO): membrane
Molecular function (GO): dolichyl-diphosphooligosaccharide-protein glycotransferase activity
Source: RefSeq, a predicted model, not a curated record
AGUUCACGUGGAAACUAUGCUAUAAAUACUUAAAAAAUUGGUUCAACAAAUCGAACAACGCAAUAUUCAUGCUUUUUUUGCUUUUAUUAUGAAUAUAUAUUGAUUGGACUUCAAGUGUUUCAUUAGAAUUGAAAAUGUCGACUGCUAGCUUUAUGUACAAACGUUCUGGCUGGUUUGUCAGGAUGUCCCCUGAAAAGCAAGAUACCUUGCUGAAGAUGCUUAUUCUAUCAAUGGCUGCUGUGCUGUCUUUCUCCACCCGCUUGUUUUCUGUUUUGAGAUUUGAAAGUGUUAUUCAUGAAUUUGAUCCUUACUUCAACUAUCGUACAACAAAAUUUCUGUCAGAAAAUGGAUUUUACAACUUUCACAACUGGUUUGAUGACAGAGCUUGGUAUCCUUUGGGAAGAAUUAUUGGUGGCACAAUCUAUCCGGGUUUGAUGAUAACAUCUGCAACUAUAUAUCAUGUUUUGCAAUUUCUUCAUGUCACCAUUGACAUUCGUAAUGUCUGUGUGUUUCUGGCUCCACUGUUUUCCAGCCUCACAACUAUUAUCACGUACUUGUUGACAAAAGAACUUAAGGAUGCAGGUGCUGGGCUUGUUGCUGCUUCUAUGAUAGCCGUUGUGCCUGGAUAUAUAUCUCGUUCCGUUGCUGGUUCUUAUGAUAAUGAAGGCAUUGCCAUCUUUUGUAUGCUUCUGACUUACUACAUGUGGAUCAAAUCUAUAAAGACAGGAUCAAUUCACUGGGCAUCUAUGUGCGGUGUUGCUUAUUUUUACAUGGUGUCGUCUUGGGGAGGUUACGUGUUUCUAAUUAAUUUAAUUCCUCUUCACGUCCUGGCAUUGAUGAUCACUGGCCGAUUUUCACAUCGAGUUUAUGUUGCUUACAGUACAUUGUAUUGCCUUGGAACUUUGUUAUCUAUGCAAAUUUCUUUUGUUGGAUUUCAACCUGUUCAAUCAAGUGAGCAUAUGGCGGCUCUUGGAGUAUUUGGCCUUUGCCAGAUCCAUGCUUUUGUCGAUUAUUUACGAUCUCGCUUGUCCUACGAAUAUUUUGAGGUGCUUUUCCAAGCCGUUGUUUCUUUCUGUGCCGUUGUAGCUCUUUCUGUUGGGGCUGUUUUAACUAUCACUGGCAAAAUUUCACCUUGGACUGGUCGGUUUUACUCUUUAUUGGAUCCUUCUUAUGCCAAAAACAACAUACCUAUCAUUGCAUCUGUCUCAGAACAUCAGCCCACAUCCUGGUCAAGUUUCUAUUUUGAUUUGCAGUUUCUUGUGUUUAUGUUUCCAGUUGGACUUUACUAUUGCUUUUCAAAGCUUACAGAUGCCAAUAUUUUCAUAAUUUUGUAUGGAGUUACCAGCAUUUAUUUCGCCGGUGUUAUGGUACGAUUGAUGCUUGUAUUAGCACCUGUAAUGUGCAUUCUGUCUGGCAUUGGUGUAUCAUCCAUUUUAACAACAUACUGCAAGCAACUUGAUUCAACUCAACAUGACAAAAAAGCCAAAAGAUUUGACAGCAACUAUUUCAAGAAAAAUGAAGUUGCAUGUUCAUUUAUCCUCGUGAUGUCCUUUUUUCUGACCGCUUACAUGAUCCACUGUACAUGGGUCACAUCAGAAGCUUAUUCCUCGCCUUCUAUUGUGUUAUCAGCUCGAAGUCACGAUGGAUCUAGAAUCAUUUUUGAUGAUUUCCGAGAAGCUUAUUACUGGUUGAGACAUAAUACUCCCGAAGAUGCCAAAGUUAUGUCCUGGUGGGAUUAUGGCUAUCAAAUUACUGCUAUGGCUAAUAGGACAAUACUAGUGGACAACAACACCUGGAACAACACUCACAUUUCUCGUGUCGGUCAAGCCAUGGCAUCAUCCGAAGAAAAAGCUUAUGAAAUUAUGAAAGAAUUGGAUGUGAAUUAUGUGUUGGUUAUUUUUGGUGGACUUACAGGUUAUUCUUCAGAUGACAUUAAUAAAUUUCUGUGGAUGGUACGUAUUGGUGGAAGCACAGAACGUGGAAAACACAUUAAGGAAAAUGACUACUAUACUUCCUCAGGAGAAUUUCGCAUCGACAGAGAAGGAUCUCCUAUUCUUUUGAAUUGUCUUAUGUACAAAAUGUGUUACUACAGAUUUGGUUCUGUGUAUACCGAAGCUGGAAAACCUCCUGGAUAUGAUAGGGUCAGAAAUGCCGAAAUUGGAAAUAAAGACUUUGAGCUGGAUGUGCUAGAAGAAGCUUAUACUACGGAACAUUGGUUGGUUAGAAUAUAUAAAGUUAAAGAUUUGCCUAAUAGAGGAGUUUAACUUUUACAACCAUGUCUUUCUUUUUUAUACUUAAUAUUUUUGUAUGAAUAACAAGUGUUCAAAUUUUUGAGUUGAGUUUUUUCAUGUUACAUAUGGGAGAUUUCAGUGUCUGACACAAUUUUAUACACUUGGUUUAUGUUGUCAAAAACGAUGCAAAAACAAUAUGCAUUUAAAUUAUCUGCUUAAAGUAAGAAAUGCUAAAACAUUUUUUAAAAAAAUACCCCCCCCCCCUCUAUUGUUUAAUGUUUCUGCAUUCACAUUGUUUUUAAAUUGAGAGAAAAAAAAUUAAUUUGGAAAAACGAUAUGACUGGAUGAAAUUUUCUUGAUGAAAAAUUUUCUGUUUAAAAUGUGUCUUCUAAUUAACUAUGUAGAACCAAUUAACAAAAAAAAAAAAAAAAAGAAUUUGAAAAAAAAAUUAAUAAGGAACUAAAGUUGUUUAAUUUAGUAUUAAAUUUAUGAAUUCCUUCCGUUCUUGCCUUGUAGUUUAAAGGGGAUAUCUAAGGUUUCAUAUCUGAAUGAAAUUUUUAGAGGUAAAUUAAACAUUAGUUGGUGUUAUUUAAACAUGGCUCCUUCCUUGUGAAAUUAAUUUUACAUAGUACAUAUUAGGCAGUGAGAAGCAAAGGUAUGUAAGUGGCAAAAUUGAAAAUUUGGAGAUAACCAGUACACCAGUGGUAGGAGAACCUCCCCUCGUCUUGGGGCAAGAGAUGGUACUAGCAGCCCUGGUAGUUGCUGCUAUGCAGCAUGAUUUAAAAAAAUAUAUAUUCAAUGAAAUUCUACCUAGGAGCUAAUCUUUUAACGCGUUUUACUCAAAACUUGAAAAUGUCCACUUGCAUCCCUUUGCUUCUCACUGCCUCAUAUGUACAAACUUCCAACAUUCCAGAGUUGACUUUUAAAAUGGAUUGUUUAAGCUUCUUCAUUUCUUUCCUUGAUCUAAUCUUAAGGAACUUGUGAGACAACUUGUGAUCAUACCGCUUCCUCCCUCAUCUAGUGAUUGUGAUUUUUCAGAACAAAUGCUGUUUAUAAUUGUAAUGAUUUUAUGUCCUAAUUGAAAUGAACAAAUAUAAUUUAUUAACAAAUAUGGUUUGUCAAUGUUUGCAGGUUUUUAAUGUUGCACCCUGAUAUAAAAGUUGCUCAUGAAUAAAAAUGUCCCUUGUAAUUUCAGUUGUUUUUGGUGUUUUGAAAAUUAAGUUUGAUAUAUUAUUUGCCAAUGUCAUUUUUAAGAAUCGAACAAUAUUUUAUUAAUGUGCUUUCUACAUUUACCACAAAUGUAUUUUAUGAUUUAUUUAGUUAUUUAAUCAAACCAAGAUGCAUUUGAAGUACAAUCACAUUUUGAAAAGAUGUCACAUUUUUGGUAAUAAAAUGAACACUUGGAUGGAUAA